Molecule: messenger RNA, 1731 nt
Organism: Mollisia scopiformis
Lineage: Eukaryota; Fungi; Ascomycota; Leotiomycetes; Helotiales; Mollisiaceae
Product: putative MFS toxin efflux pump
Exons: 10
Coding region: 1-1731 (576 amino acids)
Biological process (GO): transmembrane transport
Molecular function (GO): transmembrane transporter activity
Source: RefSeq, a predicted model, not a curated record
AUGGUGCAGGAAGAGGGGCGAGGGUCGAAAGCCACUUCGGCAAGUGAGACAACCUUCGAAGAACCCAAAGACAUGGACAUGGAGACAAGCAAACGAGAAGAUGGGUCCAAGACGGAUCUAGAAGAAACCAAGGACGAUGAGAUUGUGGCGGAGAAGCCAGCUGAAGGAGAGGUGGAUAAUGAGGACGGUGUCGAGUACCCGCAUGGUGUCAAAUUAUGGGUUAUUCUUUCUGCCCUCUGUUUAGCUGUCUUUUUGGUAGCUCUUGAUCAAACGAUUAUCUCUACAGCAAUUCCCAAAAUCACAGACAAAUUCAACAGUAUCCAAGACAUAGGCUGGUAUGGCAGUUCAUAUCUCCUCACCACAACAGCUCUCCAACCCACCUUUGGACGCAUCUACACAAUCUUCAGCAUCAAAAGCACCUUCAUCGUAGCCAUUGCACUUUUCGAAUUAGGAUCCCUCGUCUGCGCAACCGCGCCAACAAGCAAAGCUCUAAUUGUAGGACGAGCUAUUGCUGGUCUUGGAUCAGGAGGUCUCUUCUCUGGUGCGGUUGUCAUUCUCGCCUAUUGUUUACCGCUUCGAAAAAGACCAGCGGCGUUUGGUCUCAUUGGUGGCAUGUGGGGUAUUGCGUCGGUAGCUGGACCUCUUUUGGGAGGAGUUUUCACUGAUAAGGUCUCUUGGCGUUGGUGCUUCUACAUCAACCUCCCAAUCGGCGCCAUAGCCAUUGUAGUAAUCCUCCUCGUUCUCAAAAUCGACCGAGACAACAACCCAGACAAGCUCUCUUACGUCCAGAGAAUCCUCAAGCUAGACCUCAUCGGCGCUGCCCUAAUCAUCCCUACCGUUAUCAUGCUGCUGUUAGCUCUACAGUGGGGAGGAUCGACCUAUCCUUGGAAAGAUUCGAGGAUUAUUGGGUUGUUCUGUGGAUUUGGGGGGAUGUUGAUCAUUUUUGUUUAUUCGCAGUUGAGGUUGGGAGAUAAAGCUACGUUGCCUCCUAGGUUGUUUAAGGAUCGGAAUGUCGUCCUGGCUCUAGCCUUCGGCUUCUUCUUCGGCUCCGCCUUCUUCGCCCUCAUCUUCUACCUCGCCAUCUAUUUCCAAUCCGUCAAAGGCUCCUCCGCGACCCACGCCGGCAUCCAAUUGCUCCCUCUCCUCAUAACCACCGUCCUCUCCUCCAUCGCCACCGGCGGCCUCAUCACCGCCCUCGGCUACUACGUCCCCAUCAUGCUCGUCUGCAUGGUCCUCUUCUCUAUCGGCGCAGGCCUCAUCACCACCUUCGGCCUCAACACCGGCACCGGCAUGUGGUUCGGGUACCAAGUGCUCACAGGCGCUGGCAUCGGCGUCGGUUUCCAAGGCGCCAUUAUCACGGUGCAAACCGUGCUCCCGCUGGUCGACGUCCCGGUCGCCACCGCAUGCGUAUCCUUCUUCCAAUCCCUCGGCGGCGCGCUGUUCAUCUCGGUCGCGCAAACGCUGUUCCAGAACGGGCUGCUGUCGGGGAUCGAGCGGUACGCGCCGGCGUUGGACGCGCAGGCUUUUCUGCACAGUGGCGCGACGGAGAUCAGGACGCUGUUGAAGGAGAUGGGGCAGGAGGGGCAGUUGGAGGCGGUGUUGCGGGCGUAUGUGGAUGGGCUAAGGCAUACGUUUUGGAUUACGGCGGCGUGUGCUAUUGCGGCGUUCUUUUGCGCGUGUGGGUUGGAGUGGAAGAGUGUUAAAAAGGGGCAUGGGCAGGAGAGGGAAUGA